This is a messenger RNA of Mytilinidion resinicola, 4443 nucleotides long. RefSeq names its product multidrug resistance protein CDR1. Gene Ontology annotation, molecular function: ATP binding; ATP hydrolysis activity; ABC-type transporter activity. Gene Ontology annotation, biological process: xenobiotic detoxification by transmembrane export across the plasma membrane. The record is from RefSeq and is a predicted model, not a curated record. The coding region runs from base 1 to 4443 and encodes 1480 amino acids. Gene Ontology annotation, cellular component: membrane. NCBI's taxonomy places the organism in Eukaryota, Fungi, Ascomycota, Dothideomycetes, Mytilinidiales, Mytilinidiaceae. The transcript has 12 exons.
AUGAAGGACGAAGAGGUCGUUGCCGACGGCGAGAAAAGUCCUUCAGCUCAAUCCUCGCAAUCCAAUCUAGGCAUAGACCGCGAAGAUGAAGACCAUCUCCACGAGCUUGCGAGGCACAUGACUGGUGUCUCAACGGCAGCCAGAUACACUUCCGAUCCACUGAAUCCCUUCCUGGGAACGGAUGAUCCCACUCUGGACCCUACGUCGGAGAAGUUCAGUCUUAAGCUAUGGCUUCAGACCCUCAUGAAUCUAGCUAUCAAGGAACAUGGAGAGGUCCCAAGAAAAAACAUCGGCGUCUCGUUCCGGAAUCUCAGCGCGUAUGGCUUCGGGUUCCCAACCGACUAUCAAAAGGACUUCUUCAAUGUCCUGCUGGAGAGCCAGAACGUCCUCCAGAAGAUAAUGGGGAAGGGGCAAAAGAGGAGGAUUGAUAUUCUGAGGAACUUCGAUGGGCUAGUGAAGCCAGGGGAAAUGUUGGUGGUGUUGGGCCGACCCGGAAGCGGCUGCACAACCUUGCUCAAGACGCUCUCUGGUGACAUUAAUGGAUAUUACGUCGAUUCCGAGUCGGUCUUGAACUACCAAGGAAUCCCAAUGGAGAAAAUGCACGGCCAAUUUCGCGGCGAAACUAUCUACAACGCCGAAACCGAAAUCCACUUCCCCAACCUCACUGUGGGACAAACUCUCGCAUUCGCCGCAAAAGCAAGAGUACCGCGUAACCGGGUCCACGGAGUAACGCGCGAACAGCAUGCACAGCAUCUCCGCGAUGUCGUCAUGGCUCUCUUCGGCCUCAGUCAUACCGUCAAUACGAAGGUCGGUAAUGACUACAUAAGAGGAGUGAGCGGCGGUGAAAGGAAAAGGGUUAGUAUUGCCGAAGCGUUCUUGAGCGGAUGUACUAUACAAUGCUGGGACAACAGUACGAGAGGCCUCGACAGUGCAACUGCACUCGAAUUUGUGAAGACUCUGAGGGUGCAGUCGAAUGUAACCGGGACCAGCGCGGUAGUGGCAAUAUACCAGGCUUCUCAGAGCGCUUAUGAUGUAUUCGACAAAGUCACACUCCUCUACGAAGGGCGACAGAUCUAUUUUGGUCACAUCAACGAUGCGAAGAAGUACUUCACCGACAUGGGCUUCCAUUGUCCAGAAAGGCAGACGACCGCCGACUUCUUGACAUCCAUCACGAGUGUAUCAGAACGCAUCAUCGAGCCAGGAUUCGAGUCAAAAGUCCCUCGAACGCCCGAUGAGCUCGCCGCUGCAUGGAAGAAGAGUCCCGAAUAUAAGCGGCUGUUGGAAGAGAUACAUGCAUUCGAGCAAAAGUACGAGAUUGGCGGAGAAUCUCUUGAGCUCUUCGAGGAAGCGAGAAGGUCACAGCAGGCGAGGUUCAUGCGUGUGAAAUCUCCCUACACCAUCUCGGUGCCUAUGCAGAUCAAGCUAUGCUUCGAUCGUGGAAUGCAGCGAUUACAAGGCGACAUAUCCCUGUUCCUCGAAACAGUCUUCGGUAAUUGGGCAUUGGGAAUCAUUCUCGGCUCGAUCUACUACAACAUUCCCGGCGAUGCGUCCAGCUUCUACAGUCGAGGUGCACUUCUAUUCUUCACGAUUUUGCUCAAUGCUUUGAGUAGCUCCACUGAAAUCCUCUCACUCUAUGUUCAAAGAUCCAUCGUUGAAAAGCACUCCCGAUACGCAUUCUACCACCCCUUUACCGAAGCUUUCGCAUCCAUGCUCACCGAGCUUCCCUCAAAAGUCCUUGUAGCCAUCAGUUUAAACCUCACAGUCUAUUUCAUGGCCGACCUCCGCCGGGAAGCUGGGGCCUUCUUCACAUUCUUCAUCUUUUCGUUCAUCAUGACCCUUACAAUGUCAAAUAUUUUCCGGACUAUCGCCUCCUUCACGCGAACUCUUUCACAGGCUAUGGUGCCAGCCUCUUUCGCUAUUCUGGCAUUGACAAUAUAUACGGGGUUCGCAAUUCCUAUUUCGGGGAUGCACCCUUGGUUUCGCUGGAUAAACUACAUAGAUCCGAUCGGCUAUGCCUUCGAGAGCCUGAUGAUCAACGAAUUCCGCAACCGCCGCUUCCCCUGCUUGACAUAUGUUCCCUCAGGACCAGGAUACGAGAAUGUCAGCGGUGUACAGAGGACUUGCACCGCCGUUGGGAAGCGAGUAGGAUCAGAAUUCGUAGAGGGCAACGACUAUUUGAAGACGGCAUUCAAUUACGAAGAAGCGCAUCUUUGGAGAAACUUCGGCAUCCUUUUCGCAUUCUUCCUAUUCUUCCUCGCGACGUACUUAUUCGGAACUGAAUAUGUCUCUGCUAAGCAAUCGAAAGGCGAGAUUCUGGUCUUCAAACGAGGGCAUAUGCCGACAUCUCUGGCGACACAAGUCGAUGAGGAGAGCGGUCCCGCUUCGGGCGCUGGCAAUGUUGCGGCAGCCAUUACAGAACCGGGCGAUACGGAUGAGAUCGUGAUACAAAAACAGACAGCCGUUUUCCAUUGGAAAGACUUGUGUUAUGAUAUCAAGAUCAAGGGCCAACCCAGACGAUUACUGGACCACGUGGAUGGCUGGGUGAAGCCGGGUACUUUGACUGCCCUCAUGGGAGCCUCUGGUGCUGGCAAGACAACGCUUCUUGAUACGUUGGCCAGUCGAGUGACUAUGGGAGUAGUGGCUGGAGACAUACUCGUCGAUGGGCAUCUUCGCGACGAGUCGUUCCAGCGCAAAACGGGCUACGUUCAGCAGCAAGACCUGCACCUGCAAACCUCGACGGUCAGGGAGGCUUUGACGUUCAGUGCUCUUUUACGACAGCCUAAACACGUUAGCCGGGCGGAGAAACUCGAGUAUGUCGAUCAGGUGAUCAAACUUCUCGACAUGCAGGAGUACUCAGACGCUGUUGUCGGCGUUCCCGGUGAAGGACUCAACGUGGAACAGCGUAAACGACUUACAAUCGGCGUCGAACUCGCAGCAAAGCCGCAGCUCCUCCUCUUCCUCGAUGAACCUACUUCCGGCCUCGAUAGCCAAACUGCAUGGUCCAUCUGCGCCUUGCUCCGCAAACUCGCGGAGAAUGGGCAAGCAAUUCUUUGCACGAUUCACCAGCCUUCGGCGGUCCUCUUUCAAAGCUUCGAUCGGAUAUUGCUUCUGGCGAGUGGAGGAAGAACCGUGUACUUCGGUGACAUCGGGGAGAACUCGAAGACGCUAAUCGAUUACUUUGAACGGAGGAGCGAUGUCAAGUGUCCGCCGGACGCUAACCCUGCGGAGUACAUGUUAGAAGUGAUAGGUGCAGCUCCGGGCUCUAAAAGCGACCAAGAUUGGCCGCAACUAUGGCGCGACAGCGAGGAGCGGCGAGCGGUUCGACAGCAACUAGACGAGAUGGUCGUGGAACUACCCAAAGUCUCUCAAGUCGAUCUCUCGUCUGCUGACGCGCACCAAACCUUCGCCCAGUAUUUCGCGUACCAGACACUUCUGGUGACCCGACGCUGCUUUGAGCAGUACUGGCGAACCCCGACGUAUCUCUGGUCGAAAGUCGUACUGUGCACCUUACCUGCCCUCUUCAUCGGCUUCUCCUUCUGGGCCGAAAAGAACUCGCUCCAAGGCCUCCAAAACCAAAUGUUCGCCAUCUUCAUGCUCAUGAUCGUUUUCGGCAACCUCAACCAGCAAAUCAUGCCGCAAUUCGUCACCCAGCGCGCCCUCUACGAAGUGCGCGAACGCCCCUCCAAGACCUACUCGUGGCAAACCUUCAUCCUCUCCAACAUCUGCGUCGAGCUGCCGUGGAACGCCUUCAUGGCCGCCAUCAUGUUCUUCUGCUGGUAUUACCCGAUCGGCAUGUACAAGAACGCGGAACCCACCAACGCGGUGCACGAGCGCGGGUUCCUCAUGUUCCUGCUGAUCCUGACGUUCCUGCUGUUCACGUCGACGUUCACGCACAUGAUGAUUGCGGGCAUGGAGAUGGUCGAGGCGGCGGGCACGCUGAGCACGCUGCUGUUCUCGCUCACGCUCAUGUUCUGCGGCGUGCUCGCGACGCCGGCGCAGCUGCCGGGCUUCUGGAUCUUCAUGUACCGCGUUUCGCCGUUUACGUACCUGAUUUCGGCCAUGAUGGCGACGGGGCUGGCGAAUACGGACGUGCAGUGCUCUUCCAUCGAAGUCUCGAGGUUCCAGCCGCCGGCGGGCAAGACGUGUGCGGAGUACAUGGCCACGUAUAUGAGCAGCUACGGUGGCCGUGUCUAUAAUCCGAAUGCGACGGCGGACUGCAGCUUUUGCGCGAUUACGAGCACGAAUCAGUAUCUGGCGCAGGUAUCGUCGACGUACAGUACCAGGUGGAGGGAUUUUGGGAUCAUGUGGGUGUUUAUUGUCUUCAAUGUCUUUGCGGCGAUUGGGUUGUAUUGGCUAGUGCGUGUGCCUAAGAAUACGAGGAAGAUUAAGGGGAGUAAAGAUAUGCCGAGGGUAGAGGGGGCGGAAGGGCGGAAGGCGGAAUGA